Macrosteles quadrilineatus (aster leafhopper) is the source of this 3809-nucleotide messenger RNA. RefSeq lists its product as uncharacterized. The coding region runs from base 1 to 3681 and encodes 1226 amino acids. Gene Ontology annotation, molecular function: DNA binding. The record is from RefSeq and is a predicted model, not a curated record. Gene Ontology annotation, cellular component: nucleus. Lineage: Eukaryota; Metazoa; Arthropoda; Insecta; Hemiptera; Cicadellidae. The transcript has 14 exons.
AUGUCGGUUGAGUUUGGUUUCGUGAAGAGUAACCGUGGUGUGGCGUGUUUGGUAGUAGGCAGCUACAGGUUUGUCAAACAGGCGGAAUGUAAGUUCGGUAGAACAAAGUGGUUUUGCGAGCGAAGAAGACGAGGGAGAUGCCAGGCCAAAGUGUUUACUGAUGGCGGGACGAUUGAGAUUGCAACCAGUGACUUUACGCACAACCACGAGGCGGACGAAGAUAAAUACAUAAGGCAGGCAGUGUCGAACAGUUGCAAAAGAAAGGCACUGGACGAUAUGCAUUGCAAACCUGAGAAAAUAUUGAAAUCAGAGGUGGAAAACCCCAAAGAAGCCCUUAGUGAAAAGGCUUUCCGGUGUGUCAGGCGUAACCUGUACAAUGCAAGAAGGUGGUCGAGAUAUAUGGAAGAUGCGGAGUCCCAGUCCAUGUCGAACAACUCGUCCGACGGUGAACUGUCUUUACCGUAUUUGAACCCUACCAACCUCACGGAACACAGCCACCCUCCUAACAAGGUAGCCAAGGAAGUUGCCAAGAUGCGUUUACAACUACGAGAAGUGUCGAUGAGUUCGAGUGAUGGACCUCUGCUAGUUCUGGCCAGCACUCUGCACGGGACACCUGAUGAGGUCAAAGGUCAACUGGGCAGUGUGGACACCAUCAAGAGGGAUCUUCGCAUACAUCGUCAGCGCGCGAACUCUCGCCAACCGGUUAGUCGAAGUUAUCGUGUAGUAGAGAGGAAAAAUAUUAUCACUAGGGUAUACACUGUGGACAAUGGUGACACUCUUUCAAGGGAGGCCGGUGCGCACCAGCAUGAACCGGUGGACAAAAGUGUGUUAAUGCGUGAUAAAAUUCGUAACAUUGUGAAAAGGAAAGCUUUGGAGAACUUGGAGGAGCGACCGGGACAACUAAUAAAUAAGGAGAUCAAGAGCAACGAAGAAGCAUUGAACACUUUGACGAAGACAGAUAUUUCCUACAUAAAGAACUCUAUGAGGAAAGCACGGUGCAAGUCAAGAUUGAUGGGAGCGGUAGUGUACUCAAAAGUUGUCACUGCUCCAAAAUCUGACAAAAUUGUGCACAUGAAAUUUCUGGUGAUCGUGUUCGCCCGUAAACGCUACAAAAUGAGUGCUAAACGGAAAAGAGUCGUCGUCACCGUACAACACAAAUUGGAAGCGUUGGAACGACUUGCCAAAGGAGAAUCUGCCAGGAAAGUCAGCGAGGAGUUGGGUGUCGGAUUGAGCACUGUGAAAGACUGGAAACGCAACAAACAGUCGAUAGUGGACUUCUACAACCAGGUUACAUCCCGGCGAGUGUUAUCUACGAUAAGGUACACCUGCAGGAAACCUACACACGAGCUGGUGGACGAGGCUUUGUGGCAAUGGUUCGUCAAAGAAGGGCGGAGAGGUACGCCGAUCAACGGUCCGAUGCUGAAGGAAAAGGCGAGUGAGUUACAUUUGGAGCUGGAAGGAGGAAAGUUUGUUGCGAGUGACGGAUGGUUGGCACGCUGGAAGAAACGUCAUGGUGUCAACCACGAGAUAAUGAGUGGCAAAAAAUUAUCAGCUGAUUUGGAAGAAAAUGUCAACAAUGAGAGUGAAGUACAAUCAGCUGAUUUAGACGAAAAUGUUAACAAUGAGAGUGGAGUACAAUCAGCUGAUUUAGUCGAAAAUGUCAACAAUGAGAGUGGAGUACAAUCAGCUGAUAAAGACGAACCUAGUGUUAAAAUCGAAUGCGGCGAACUAGAAUCAGAUGAAGACGAAGAUGGUGUCGAAAACUACAGCGUUGAUGAAAUUCAAUCACCAGAGUGGGGUGUUCCCAAGAUAGUGAAGCUACACCCAGAACACAACCAUCCGCCCAACGCUGUGGAGCGAGAAGCUACACUGUUGCGUUGCCAGAUGAGAGACGAAUGUUUGAAAGAACCGACGAAGAGACCCGUGGACAUUCUCAAGGAGACCAUUGCUUCGAGUACAGGCGAGGUGCGAGAGUAUCUAGAGAAAAACCAGGAAAGCAUCCGAAGAGACAUGCGCAGAGUGAGGACAACACAGAUGAGGGAAGAUCAAGGAGAGUUACCAGCGCCUAAGAGGCAAAAACCUAAAGGGAGGCCAAAAAAAACAACGACGAGUACAGUGGAUGAUGAUCUUCACAGUGCCAACCCCAAUUCUGAACCGUCUAGCAGCAUUGAAGGCACCAGCCAUCACUCGGUGACUGAAAUCAAAGAUGAACUUAUCAUUGAAGAUGUGGAGACGUCUGAAGAUACAUACUACGAGUCUGAAGAUGCUGAAUCUGCCGCAGAAGAAAAAUAUGAUGCAACUAAUGCAACAGCUGAUACAAGUGAUAAGGCGUUACCUUCAGCAUCCACUGAUUUUUCAUCUCCUUUUGAAACAAUCAUCUGUGAACAGCAGGUAAAACAAGAAUUGAUGGAGGAUGAGACCGAUGGAUUGGCAACCCUAGAAGAUUUCACUCCAGAGUCCACGGAAAGUUGUGCUUCUGUUCCCAACAUACCUCAACAUCCACAGAGUGAAUAUUCACAAAGUACGAUGAAGUCUCUAAACGCUCUUACGAGAUUGACUAACACGUUCGGCCCUCCAGCAAACCCACAUCCAGCCAAUGAAGAUAUUAACGCCAUGAAGUACCCUCUACAACCCCUGAACUACUUUGGUCCCAAUAUGGCGCAUGGUUACCCGACAAAUAACUACAACGCAUUUCCACCACCUUUCAGUGAUAGAAGCGUACAUGUCAACAAUGCUCCAAACCUACCAUAUGUCAGGGCUGCGAACCAACCUUCAGUUAGUGCCACAAACCUACCGUACGUCAGGGCUGCGAACCAUCCUCCAGUUAGUGCUACAAACCUACCAUAUGUCAGGGCUACGAACCAACCUCCAGUUAGUGCCACAAACCUACCAUAUGUCAGGGCUACGAACCAACCUUCAGUUAGUGCUAUAAACUUACCGUAUGUCAUGGCUACGAACCAACCUUCAGUUAGUGCUACAAACCUACCGUACGUCAGGGGUGCGAACCAAUCUUCAGUUAGUGCUACAAACUUACCUUUCAACAACACAAACCAACCUUCUGCUAGUCCUAUAAACAUACCAGUUUUUAAUGCUAGACAAAAUUAUAGCAGUGAACAAAGAAGUUCUACUGUCCCUGCUCCACUCCCACCUAUGUUGAACAGUACCAACACAUCCGUCGACAUUGCUGCCAACCUGCCUAUCACCAGUGCUACAAACAUACCUUUUGUCAGUGCUGCGCAUCAAUCUUCUGUCAGUGCUAUUAACAGUUCUAUUAACAGUAUCAUUGACAGUGCUGCAAAUCCACCUGUAACAAAUCACAGUGCUACAAACCUGCCUGACAGUGUUACAAACCUAACUUCUGUCAGUAAUUCAAGUGCAUCAAUCAACAGUGGUGCAAACCUUUCUAUUGUCAGUGUUACCAGCAUCAGCGAAGAACCUAAAAGCCAGUCCACCAGCACUGUUGCCAGUGGUACCAACCCGCCUUCUGAUCCUCCUGAAGAUGGUUCUUCCACCUCCUGUCCGUCUGACUUUGAACAUUUGGAGGGAAUCUUUAUUUCUCUAAAAACUAUUCCGAAAGAGAGAAGAAAGAAAACCAAAGACAAACUUUUGAGGUUAGUUAAGUUAAUAACAGAUCUGAAUUUGGACCCAGAUGAUGUGAGUUUUGCUCUCACAACAAAGUAAAUUGAUAAUAUUUGUUUUGUUUAUAAUUUUUGUCCAGUUCUGAUUAUUCAUUACAAUCUGAAGCCAAUAGGUUAGAUUCAAAUCUACAUUUCUUUUAAAUCAUAAUAUUAUAGGCUAUUUUCUCUCUC